AUGAGUGUCGACGCCAAUGCCAACGCCCGCUUCUACGCGGACGAGAACGCCCCCAUCUGCCCCCUCGUCGUCAAGGAGUUCUUCGACGCCCUCUCCGACAACGAGAAACGCUACGCCUACCACAUCGGCCGUGCCAGCUGGAUCGGCGCUCGCGUCAUCCUCAAGCAGACGACGCCGUAUGCGUCUGACCUGUAUGACCUGCUCCGUUACGUCUGGUCUGACAAGGACGGCAAGCUCGCCGAUCUCGACGCACUUCGCAAGGCGUCUGGGCUUGAUGAGCAGGCUUGGACUCACGCCCAGGAGUACACUGCCCAGGUGUUCGGCAACCUGGCCAACUUCAAGAGCUUUGGUGACAUCAAGAUCAUUCCUCGUGUGUCCGAGGCGGACCUGAAGAAGCUCGUCGAUGCUUCCGCCAACAAGGACAAGGCCGCCCCGCUCUUCGACAAGGUCAAGGAGGACAUCUUCUCGACCACCCCUGCCGCUAGCACCCUCCUCGGCUUCCCCGACCAGGGCCACGUCACGCACUACUACUCGUCAAACGUUACGCAGGACGACAUCAAGGCCGUUCAGAGCUGGGCGGAUGCGAAGGGUGUCGACCAGCUGAACACCCGUCUCUGGAAGCGCGACGACGGCAGCCUCGAGCUCCGCGUUGCUAGCGCCGAGACCAAGCCGGAGGAGACGGUCGAGCUCGAUGGCGGACGCAAGAUGCACAUCGUGCACGGCGACUACGCGGAUGAGAUGAAGGCUGUCGCUGAUGAGCUCGCCGCCGCGAUCCCCUACGCUGCCAACGACACCCAGAAGAAGAUGCUCGAGCACUACGUCAAGCACUUCAAGACCGGUUCGAUUCCCGAGUACGAGGCGUCUCAGCGCGAGUGGGUUCGCGAUGUUGGCCCGACCGUCGAGUCCAACAUCGGUUUUGUCGAGACCUACCGUGACCCUGCAGGAGUCCGCGCCGAGUGGGAGGGCUUCGUUGCCGCCGUCAACCAGGAGCAGACCCGCAAGUUCGAGAAGAUGGUCUCUCGCUCCCCCGAGUUCAUUCCCAAGCUUCCCUGGGGUAAGGACUUCGAGAAGGACAAGUUCAUGAAGCCGGACUUCACCUCGCUCGAGAUCAUCUCCUUCGCGACUGGUGGUGUCCCUGCAGGUGAGUUCAAUACUGUUUUCGAGGACGGCUUCAAGAACGUUUCGCUCGGCAACGUGCUCAACGCCAAGGCGCCCAACGAGAAGAUUACCUUCCUUUCUGACGAGGACGCGGCGCUGUACGACAAGCUGCGCGGCCCUGCAUUCGAGGUGCAGGUCGGCAUCCACGAGCUUCUCGGCCACGGAACGGGCAAGCUCUUCAUCGUCGACGCGGAUGGCAAGGCGAACUUUGACAAGGAGAACCCUCCCAUCAACCCUCUGACGAAGAAGCCGAUCGAGUCCUGGUACAAGGCCGGCGAGACGUGGGGUUCGGUCUUCAAGACGAUCUCGAGCUCGUACGAGGAAUGCCGUGCCGAGUGUGUUGCGAUGUACCUCGCGUGCGACAAGGACAUGCUCGCAAUCUUCGGCCACACGGACGACUCGGAGGAGAAGGCCGACGACGUCCUCUACGUCUCGUACCUGAUGAUGGCCCGUGCCGGUCUUCUGGCGCUGGAGCACUACGACCCGGCGGCGAAGAAGUGGGGCCAGGCGCACAUGCAGGCGCGGUACGCGAUCCUGAAGUGUUUCCUCGACGCCGGGGAGGACUUUGUCAAGAUCGACGAGGUCGGCGACAACGACCUGCGCGUCACGCUGGACCGCAGCAAGAUUCUGUCCGUCGGCAAGCCUGCCGUCGGCCAGUUCCUCCUCCAGCAGCAAGUUUACAAGUCGACGGCCGACGCCAAGGCCGGUCACGAGAUGUACAACCGUAUGACGGCCGUGCCGGACGCGUGGAUCAGCAAGCACCGUAACAUUGUGCUGGACAAGAAGCAGCCGCGCAAGCUCCUCCUCCAAGCCAACAUGACGAAGGACGGGGACAAGGUCGGCAUCAAGGAGUACGAGGCGACGCUCCCUGGCUUCAUCCAGAGCUACCUCGAGAGGGACAUUUGA
Trichosporon asahii var. asahii CBS 2479 is the source of this 2064-nucleotide messenger RNA. Its product is annotated as dipeptidyl-peptidase. The record is from RefSeq and is a predicted model, not a curated record. Gene Ontology annotation, biological process: proteolysis. The transcript is spliced from 5 exons. Gene Ontology annotation, cellular component: cytoplasm. Gene Ontology annotation, molecular function: dipeptidyl-peptidase activity; metalloexopeptidase activity. The coding region runs from base 1 to 2064 and encodes 687 amino acids. Lineage: Eukaryota; Fungi; Basidiomycota; Tremellomycetes; Trichosporonales; Trichosporonaceae.